AUGGUUUACAAACCACCAGGAACCUCCUCUUCGUUAAGGAGCCCACCGUCGUCGUCACGUGGUCUGUCACCAUCGACGUCGUUCCGCGGCGGUGGCUCGAUUCGCGGCCAGAAAUACAACUCGAAAUCAGUGACAAAUCUCAACAACUAUCGAGACAACAAUAUCAACAACAAUAACUCACGUGGUCGGAUUCAAAUCCGACCGCAACAGGGAACGCGUGGCUCUGGGGGUAGUACGGAGAGUUUCAACAACGGAAGGAAAGUGAACAAUCUGCUGAAGGGUGCCGGGACGACGGGUUCCGGCAUGGUUCGAUCGAACAGUUUGAACAACAAAAGCAGCAACCGUUCCAAUAGUGUCGAGAGAAUGAAUAAUGGGAAAAUCUACCGUGGACGGAGUCCGCUACGGAAUUCGACAUCCAAUCUACAGCAGCAUGGGAAAAAUCAGCCGUUCUUAGUGCGGUCCAGGGGAAAUGACCGCGGCAGUAUCGAUAACUUGGACAACAUCACACAGUCUUCGAAUGGCAGCGGCAGUUCGGCUCCGGGCACACCGGAAGACAACAUAAACGUCGUGGUGCGGGUACGGCCACUGAACGUGAAGAAUGUCCGCAAUGCCGACGAUAUGGUGGUUCAGUUUCCCGGAAACGGUCAAAUCCUGUGCGAUGGUAUCCCAGCUGCACCGGGUAGUGCCGGCCAGAAGGCGAAACUGUUUUCCUACAACGUAGUCUUCGAGCCGGGUUCAACGCAGGAUGAUGUGCUGGAGUAUUCCGGCAUUAAACGGCUGAUCGAAAUGGCAAUCGAAGGAUUCAGCUGUACGGCGUUCUGCUAUGGGCAGACGGGUUCCGGGAAGACACAUACCCUCACGGGACCACCGGAAUUGUUCUUCGGAAAACCCGAUCCGCAGCACGAAAACCACGGGCUGGUAUUUCGAUCAUUUCUCUAUCUAUUCAAAUUACUCCAGGAACGGAAGGAUACGAACUUUGUGCUGAAAGCUUCCUUCCUGGAAAUUUACAACGAAAAGGUCAUCGAUCUACUCAACCCGGGAACCGCUCGCAAGCCUCUGGCUGUACGAUGGUCCAAAAAAUCGAGAGGCUUCUUUGUCGAGAACCUCUUCACCGUUGACUGCGAAGAACUGGACGACCUGCUGGCCGUACUGGAAGAAGGUAUGCGAAAUCGUUCCGUUGGCUGCCACUCGAUGAAUGACUACUCGUCGCGGAGUCAUACGAUCCUGACCGUGCACAUAACCUCGGAGCAGCAAGCUGAAGGCGGUGUGUUCAUAUCGAAACAGGGCAAAAUCAACUUUGUCGAUCUGGCCGGCAGCGAGAUGACCAAGAAGACCCACAGCGAAGGUAAAACGCUGGAGGAGGCCAACAACAUCAACAAGAGUUUGAUGGUUUUGGGAUAUUGUAUUGCAUCGUUGAGCGAUUUGAAGAAACGGAGCGGACACAUACCCUAUCGGGAUAGCAAGCUGACCAAGUUGCUUGCGGAUAGUUUGGCUGGGAAUGGCGUUACUUUGAUGAUUGCGUGCAUUUCGCCGGCCCGGUCAAACAUAACGGAAACGCUGAACACACUUCGCUAUGCAGCCCGGGCGAAGAAGAUACGCACCAAACCGAUCAUUGUGAUGGAUCCACGAGAAGCUCUGAUUCUUAGCCUGAAGCGAGAAAUCGGAGCUCUACAGGUGGAGAACGAACAUCUCCGGACGGCGUUGAAUCUCCAGUCUGAAUCGCAAGAGAUCAACAGUCAGGUAGACUUCCUCGAGCGGCGGCAGGUCGUACGGACGCCUCAGAAAGUCGAUCUUGACAAACUGCCCGAUAUGGAGAGCAACGAUCUCAAGGAACUGGUCAAGGUCUAUAUGCUGGAGAACCAAGCGCUGCGACAGGAAAACUCCGAACUCUACAGCACGCGGGAGAUGAUCAUGCGCGAUCAGGAGGUGGUCUGUCGAGAGAACGAAAGACUGUUGAAGAAGCUGGAGGAUGUGAAUUCCGUUUGCUGUCGAUCGCCGAUCAUUCCGGCAAGACCUACGUUUUCGGCGGAAAUGCUCAAUUUGUCGGCUAGCGGCGAUGACAUGUCCAACGUCGUUUGGCAGAACGCCAUGAGCGUCAGUAGCGACAGUAUGGGAAGCGUCAGCCGAUUCAAGCAGGAUUCUCUGGACGGUCGGGUUUCCGCUAAUGAGAAUAAAAUUCCGGAGCUUUUGCAGAAGGAGCUGGACAAGCGGAGAAUCGGUGAUAGCAUCCAAACUAUCGCCAACAACUUGAAGAGGCACAAUUCGUGGGAAAACAACCGUUCGCUGAACGGUGUGAAGCUGGCGUCACGAAAAAGUUCUGCAGACAGCAGACACUCCGAUCAGUCCCAACGGAGAACUUCACAAACCAGAAUCAUUGACUUGAAAGCUCGCUCAUAUCCCUACUCACCGGAGGGGGUCGUCGCCAUCGGUUCGUCAUGGUCUCCAAUGGCCAGACGACCGGCCAGUAGUAUCAGUAGCAAUACGUUUAGCCGGCAGUCCUCUCUGCUGCUGCGUAAGCAGAAUAAUUUUCUGAGCAAAAGUCGUUCCACGGACGAAGGCCUGCUGCCAAUGAAACGGAACAUCUUUGGCAGUCUGGUAUCGCUCAACGGGGAUGACGUUGGUGCUAAGACGUUCCUUUGAGCGCGACUUAAGUAUUUUUUUUGUACGUAGAAUUUUUAUGUAGCAAUAGAAGUAGACUUGAAACCGUGUCCGUCUCAGCUGAUUUAAAAAAAAAGUCAGAUGCAUGUCAGCGUGUAUUCACUAUUGUUAGAUUUAU
Ochlerotatus camptorhynchus is the source of this 2776-nucleotide messenger RNA. It is a transcript of the gene Klp54D, whose product is annotated as Kinesin-like protein at 54D. Lineage: Eukaryota; Metazoa; Arthropoda; Insecta; Diptera; Culicidae. Gene Ontology annotation, cellular component: microtubule associated complex. Gene Ontology annotation, biological process: microtubule-based movement; spindle elongation; mitotic spindle organization. The transcript is spliced from 11 exons. Bases 1 to 2640 code for a protein of 879 amino acids. The record is from RefSeq and is a predicted model, not a curated record. Gene Ontology annotation, molecular function: microtubule motor activity; microtubule binding; ATP binding.